UUCCGAUACCGGCUAUGACUUUGCAGGGUCAUAAACUAGUCACUCGCACCUUUCUGGAUGGCAAGCAGGCUGACCUCUGUGAUGUUUAUAUGGCCUACUUUCCAGACGGCGAGAAAAUGAUCAGCGGAUCUGACGAUAAGACCGCUCGGCGAUGGGACUUGCAGGCUGGGAAGGAGAUUGAGGAGGCGCGGAAAGUUCAUGAGCAGGAAGUACGUGCAGUGGCGGUAUCAAGGGAUGGUCAAUGGGUUGUCACUGCUGGUGGAGAUUGGAUCUUGAUGUGGGCUCGGAGCUCAAAGCCUGUCAGGUUGAGACGAAUAUUGUGAAGAUAUUUGAAGGCCACUCGGAGCGGAUCAGCUGCAUCGAUAUCUCCGCGGACAGCACGCUACUGGCGAGCGGGUCAUGGGAUCGUACAGUGCGGAUAUGGAACUUGGACACUGGCAAACUCGUCGCUGGUCCAUUGAAGAGUGUUAAUUUGACGGGCGCAGUUCGAUUCUCACAAGACUCAAAGAAGCUCGCAAUCCGGGGCACGUGGGGAGAUUAUUACCUUGAGGUGUGGGAUGUCCAAACACAAAAAUUGGAUGUCAGAAUUGGGAAAAGAGUGAACGGUGUCUUUUUCCAUGUGCCGGUGUUCUGGACUACAAAAGACAAGACCAUCGUAGCCGCAUUCAGCUUUAACGAGGUUGUUCAUUCUGCGGAUGAGGAGCCAAAGACGAUUUAUGAGUUCGACGCGUCUACGCUGGAGACUGUCGGAGCUCCCUUCGAAGGGCACGCCUAUACCAUCUCUGGCCUAGCACUUUCAUUUGAUUGUGCUCUCCUCGCUAGCGCUUCAUUCGACAACACCAUCAAGCUCUGGGCCUUCGAAUCCCGCCAGCUCCUCGCCUCAUUUGACCUUCUGAUUCCCAGCUUCCUUGUCUUCUCACCCUGACUCACGCCAACUGGCUGUCACGACACGUAAGGAUCCCAACAUCCUACAUACACGACAUUCCACCCGAUAUCAUUACUCGCAUCUGGCCUGCACGGGAAGUGUGUGUGCAUUUACUACCAGCAUAGGUCUAUCCGUUCCGUCAUCGCAUGUCAUAUCUCCUGUCCCCUGCCCGCGCAGACCUCUGCCUACAAGACACUCACACCAACCCGCCUUCUUUCGCUACUUUCUCAAUCUCCUUCCUUCUUCCCGCACGAAUGCACCUCCUCCUGUUCGGAAUGAUCAGCCUCGUGG
This is a messenger RNA of Suillus paluster, 1216 nucleotides long. RefSeq names its product WD40-repeat-containing domain protein. NCBI's taxonomy places the organism in Eukaryota, Fungi, Basidiomycota, Agaricomycetes, Boletales, Suillaceae. The transcript is spliced from 2 exons. Gene Ontology annotation, molecular function: protein binding. The record is from RefSeq and is a predicted model, not a curated record. The coding region runs from base 242 to 925 and encodes 227 amino acids.